GUUUGGCUCGUGCCCGACAGAGAGAGAGGGCGUCUCACUGGGAUCAGUCUAUUUGCUGGACGUGGUUCAGUAACGUGUCGUGUCUUCACACACACAUUACUGUGACAUUCCGUUAUCAGUCCGACGGAGCGCGGUGUGGAUGAAUCCAGGAGGACCGUGAAGAGCAGCUGUGGAUGUCUGCUGACUGCUGUGGACCAGAGAAUGCCGUCUCUGUCGGAGCAGCUGCAGGAGGUGAGGAGUCGGGCUGAAGUAUGUCUGUACUCUGGAGGCAGAGUGGUGGAGGUGCGGGCUGGUGUAAUGGCUAUAGCUAAUUUGCCCUUACCACCCUGCUCCAAAUACCACCACAUCGCUGCAGAGACCAUGGUCAUAGAAAACAGCUUUGGCAGCAACAGGAAGGAGACCCUUGCAUCUCUCCAGCGUUUGUCUACAGCAUUGAACAUCCUGGAAAAAUACGGCUGUAACUUGACAAACCCCAACAGACCAAAAUACUGGAGGACUGUGAAACACAACAACCCUGUUUUCAGAGCCACCGUCGAUGCCAUUCAGGGAGGACGAGCAGUGCUCUGUCUCUAUGGGUACUCCAAUCAGCAGCCAGAUGGACUCAGCUUUCCUGAUGAUGUCAUGGAUCCUGAUGUGGGCCGAGUGGCUGCAGUAACACUGGAAGUGAUGAGCCUGAGGAUGGAACUAGAAAUGCUUAUCAAGGAGGCUCAUCCACACCCUGAGUUCUAUGAGAGAAUCAUCCCUGCACUGAGACACAAGGAUGUGGGUCUCAACACUGAUGCUGUGGUCUACCACUCCUCCUCCACUUCAUAUUGCUCAGACGGUCAAACCAAAUCUCUUGCCUUCCCCCACCACCAUCACUCCUCGAGGGAGAGCAGCCAUGGUCACUCCUUGUCCUCCAACCACCAAAGUCUCAGGUCCAUUCAAGUCUUCUCCACCUCCUCAAACAAACACCCAGAGAACUGCACUAUCUGUGAAAUAUUCCGGAUCUCUGCCCACUGCCUCACCUGCCUCCAGGGGCUCUGCUCAGAAUGUGACAGGCUGUACCACUCCUACCCUGAGAGAGCCAACCACCGUCGAACGGCUGUCAGAUUGUCAUCAUCUUCGUCGUCAUCAUCAUCCCAAAACAGGACCAGUCACAGUUCUUCCACUUGGCGUUGCCUUCACUGCACUAAAGUCAACUCUGUCCAGGAUGUGCUGUGCGAGGAGUGUGAGUGCCCUCGCAUGGAAACAAUCGGCUCAAAAGCACAUGAAUCUCAGCCUGCCACCAGCACCGAGUGGCAGUGUAAGAGCUGUACCAUGGUGAAUGCAGCCAACAGUAUUCUGUGUGAGGUGUGUGAAAGACCUCGUUUGGCCACUCGACCUCCAGUGACCCCAUCACACCCACCCAUCAACCCCCCCAGACCACCUGCACCUGUACUGGGCAUGCCGGGUGACCCUGACAGCCAGUGGGUGUGUCAGUUCUGUACCUAUCUGAACUACUCUCCUGCCACAGUGUGUGAGAUGUGUGACCUGGCUCGUCCAGAGCCAGCACCCCUGCCUGUGAAGCUACGCCCUCCCUCUCCUGUCAGACGGGUGCCCGCGUUGCCAAUCAAACCCAAAGAGCCCGCCUCUGAACACCUGGACUCCUGGAGGCAGAGGUUGAUGAAGGAGGAGGGACUGAAGCUAAUUCAGCUGAUUAGAGAUGGGGAAAAGAAAGGAGUGAGUCCAGAGGAGGUGUACACAAGCAUGCGGGUCUCCAGGGACAGCAGCAUCACGCCCUGCAAGUGGUUAAAGUCGGAGCUUCCUCUGCUGUUAGACCAGAUCAGGAUGUCUGUGGCAACAUCCUCACUUCAGACCACAGGGCACACAACCAGGUCAUGUGAAGUGCCUGCUGAGGAUGUUGGGAAAGUGGUAGACCCUGCAGAAACAGAAAGUGUGGUGCAGCUGUCCCGAACAGAGGCCAAGCAGGCCUGGCUGACAGCAGGGGGUGACACUGAGAGAGCUGCUCGACAAGCCCUGAGAGACAGAGUUGCCAAGGUAAAGGAGCUGUGUGCAUUGGGCUUCAGUGAUGAGGCUUGCUGUCAUGAGGUUUUUAGGCAGAGUGGUGGUGAGGUAAGAGGGGCCUUGGCCCUGCUGCAGCGACCCCUUCUUGAAGCCUUCCACAAGCGCAUUUGGAGUGACAAGCCUGAACCUCCUGUAGACGUCCAUCACCCUGACAAACAGCAUAUAUGUCGGAGGUUACUAGCAGUGUACGAUCUUCCUAGCUGGGGCCGCUGUGAGCUGGCAUUGUCUCUCCUUCUGGAGCACAACGCCCCCUACUCACUGGAAGAUGUAGUGCAGGCUGUACGAGAGUCCCACGACAGGGAGUUUAUCAAGAGAGUGCUGGCUAAAGAGUGUCCUAUCUGCCUUUCCGUCUUCCCCCACAGCAAGAUGCAGUCUUUGACUUCGUGCCAGUGUUCGGUGUGUUGUGGUUGUUUCCAGCAACACUUCACCAUCGCAGUGAGGGACAAACACAUCAGAGACAUGGUGUGUCCAGUCUGCUGGGAGCCUGACAUCAAUGACCCCGAACACCUCAACAGCUACUUCUCCACCCUGGACAUCCAGCUGCGGGAGUGUCUGGAGUCAGAAGUCUACGAGCUAUUCCAUAAGAAGCUGACAGAGCAGGCUCUAAUCAAGGAUCCCAAGUUCCUCUGGUGCUGUCAUUGUUCGUACGGGUUUAUCUAUGAUGGAGACCAGCUGAAAGUCACCUGUUUUCAGUGUCGCAACAGUUUCUGUGCUCAGUGUAAAAAGCCUUGGGAGUCUCAGCAUGCAGGUCUGUCCUGUGAACAGUACCAGUCAUGGAAGAGAGAGAAUGAUCCAGAGUAUCAGAGACAGGGCCUGGCUGGGUACCUCAGAGACAACGGCAUCACCUGUCCUAACUGUCGCUUUCAGUAUGCGCUGUCAAAAGGAGGCUGCAUGCACUUCUGCUGCUCACAGUGUCGCUAUCAGUUCUGCAGUGGCUGCAAUAACCCUUUCCACACCACCUGUGCUGUGGACGAGUGCAGUGUGUCUGGAUUACAUGCCCAUCACCCCAGGGACUGCCUCUUCUAUCUGAGAGACUGGGAACCUUCCAGACUGCAGGCUUUACUGCAGAAUAACGGAAUGGCCUUCAACACUGAACCUCCUCCUGGAACACAGGCAGGUCUGUGUGGAGUGAUCGAGCAGAAGGACGAGGGAGGGCAGCAGCCAGACUCAGCCUGUGGUGCUCAGACCCAACCUGGACAUGCUGGACUCUGCGAGAAGCAUUACCGGGAGUACCUGGUCAGCCUGAUCAACAGCCACUCCAUUGACCCCGCCCCGCUCUACAGCUCCAACGAGCUUUUGUUGGCCUGUAGGAGGUACAAGGUUGACGACAGCCGCAGGGACGAAGAGGACGCCUUCACCUACUACAGCAGGCUGCUGGAGAAACUGAUGGACGAAGUACCGCUUGGUGACAAGGUGCCACGCAAGAAAUAAUGAAUGCCUCACUUCCUGUUUCCUGCACUUUCAACUUCAAACUGUUAAUUUCUGUUCCUGUGAUGAGAGUGUCAUCUCUGAGGCUCUGUCUGGGUGCUUCAAUUCUAAAUGAGAUACCUACUGACAGGAGCUUUGACUAAACAUUCAGUGGGAACAGAAACAAUUUCAACGAGCCCACCCCCAGCAUCUCCAAGUGGUACAAUUUCUUACACUCACUGUCACAGAGUGAAUCAGAGUUUAGCUGUGUGAAGAAAUGAUUAGCAGCACGUUGAAAUAAGAGAGAAGCAUGUUCACUUUGACACUGUGAGAAUUUUAUACUGAAUGUAAAAACAGAAAAAUCUAUUGUAAUGAUGUGCAUUGCAUAACCGUAACGUUGUAGCUGUCACAAACAUGUAACUCCUGCAGUGUUUGGUGUCAGGGUGGAGAUAAGAGUAACACUUGUUCAUUCAUUGAGUCUUCUUUCUUAUUCUUGUAAAUAAAACAUUUUCAUUUUCCCAGGAAAUAUCCGGUGGCAGACAGAAUUGCAUGGUGAAAGCAAGGCUUAUGGAAAACCAAUCCAAACAAGGAUGGUGUCAUUAUUCUAUGCAAUCAGCACUCAGUUCAUAAUCAUAAAAAAAGGUUGUCUGUUUCCACUUACAAAAGAUCCAUUAAUAAAGAAAUAUUCAUUCAUUAAAUACAUCAGGCUUUGCUGCUUACCUUGAUCUCUGAUGUCAGGAUCAUGGAGAGCAAAGUGAUGAUAAAAUGUCUAUUAUUAUUUUUAUAACUCAUCACUUUAUUGUGAACUCAGCACUUUUGUCCCUGUGAGGAUCCUGUAGAUGGACGGUUUUGUCAUUAUUUUAUUUAUUGUAUGUAAAAUGAAAUAUUGUGCAUGUUUAAACUGGACAUGUGAGUAUUGUGUCAGAAUCAGUUUACUCUGAUAGAAGCCGUAUUAACAGAUGAUUUGUCUUGCAUUCAUUGUUUCCAUAGAGGCAUCACAGUUGAUAAAUGAAAUGAGUUCAUUUGAACUGAAGUGUGAUUAAUAUGCAGCAGUAUGCCUGACUUGAUGAAUGUGAAUGUUGAACAGGUUUGUAGCUUGUUGAAGUGAAUUGUUUCAUCACUGUUGUAUUUUUGAGGAUCUAGUUUGCCUGACAGACGGGCUGUGUUCUGUACCAUGUCUAAAUAAAUGUUAAUUAUAGACUGGU
Larimichthys crocea (large yellow croaker) is the source of this 4658-nucleotide messenger RNA. RefSeq names its product ring finger protein 31 (gene rnf31). Gene Ontology annotation, cellular component: LUBAC complex. The coding region runs from base 202 to 3477 and encodes 1091 amino acids. The record is from RefSeq and is a predicted model, not a curated record. Gene Ontology annotation, molecular function: K63-linked polyubiquitin modification-dependent protein binding; ubiquitin protein ligase activity; zinc ion binding. Lineage: Eukaryota; Metazoa; Chordata; Actinopteri; Sciaenidae. Gene Ontology annotation, biological process: protein linear polyubiquitination. The transcript is spliced from 24 exons.